UCCGGUAACAAACGGAAGUGAUAACAGGAGGCUUGUGGAGGUGACCGAAUGGCAGAAGGCAGAAACAUUUUGGAAAUAUUAGCCUAACGCGAAACAUAAACAGACAGAUUAUUAUAUUUUUAGCGCACAGUGUGUAAAACAUCGUCGGUGCCAUGGGAGCUCACCUGGCUAGACGGUAUGUCACCGAGAGGGACACCGAGCCGGACCCCGCGAAGAAAUUUGAGUUCGACCCCGAGUUCGGCUUCGCGGAGAGAACCGAGAGAGAGAUGGUAGCGACUCAGGAGCAGAUGAACUUGGCCCAGCUGCCUUUGGAGCAGAGGGACUACUGUGCGCAGUAUCUCCUGAAACUCAUGAAGUGCAAGAGGGACAACUGGCCCAACUUCCUGGCCUGCAAGCAUGAGAGACACGACUGGGACUACUGCGAACACCAGGACUAUGUGAUGCGUAUGAAGGAGUACGAGAGAGAGAGGAGGCUCCAGCUGAGGAAGAAGAGAAUCGAGGCCCAGGCGGAAGCUGCAUGAUCAGUGCAUGCUCUCAUGCUUGUUCUUCUCUGUAUAUAUGUGCUGCUGUUCACAAUAAACAAUAUUGUUUGAGCUCUACAA
Messenger RNA from Plectropomus leopardus (leopard coralgrouper), 602 nucleotides. RefSeq names its product NADH:ubiquinone oxidoreductase subunit B7 (gene ndufb7). NCBI's taxonomy places the organism in Eukaryota, Metazoa, Chordata, Actinopteri, Perciformes, Serranidae. Gene Ontology annotation, cellular component: mitochondrion; respiratory chain complex I. The record is from RefSeq and is a predicted model, not a curated record.